This is a messenger RNA of Trichoderma atroviride IMI 206040, 704 nucleotides long. RefSeq lists its product as uncharacterized. Lineage: Eukaryota; Fungi; Ascomycota; Sordariomycetes; Hypocreales; Hypocreaceae. The record is from RefSeq and is a predicted model, not a curated record.
GAGUAGCACUUCCAAACCUCCAAGAACUUUCGACAAUCUACCACAAGAAGCAAAUCGACGUUUUUAUUCCGGCCAUAUAUAUCAGUGUCGCCCAAUACCACAAAUCCACCAUGCCGUCCGUCAAGAACCCCAAUCGCCCCUCCAAGAACCGCCUCGCCGCCCGCGCCGCGAAAGCGAAGAAGGCGAACCAGAAGCGCGCCGACCCUGCCAACCGAAGCAAGAUCACAAAGGCGGACAAGACGAGAGGCGCACGACCGGGCCUGCUGCCGAAUAGCGGACCGAGGGCGCAGGUCAGCGCCAAGAAGGCGAGGAAGCUGGAGAAGAAGAUGGGGUAUGCGCUGAAGAGGCAGAUGGAGGCUGAGGGAGAGGCUGAGAUGAAGGAUGCUCCGGUUGUUGAGGAGAAGGCGACGCAAGAGGGAGAGGAUGUUGAGAUUCAGUGAUUUUUGUUUACUAUGGAGAUACGACACAUUGCACAUUCAAAAGUUAAUGGCUACCUAGGUAUCUAGUUUGGUUUCUAUGGCAUUAUGGACAUACACAUACAUGGCGCAGGUUGGGUCUAGAUUUUGAAAUACACUUUAUUUGCUGUAAAUGCUACAUAUGAGCAUUAUCGAAAGGCUGUCUGGUGAUGCUACAGUCCAUCGAAUACAAUUUUUUUCUUAUAUCCACCAAAAGACAAGUGCAUCAUAGAGAGAUCCAGAGGGAAA